This is a messenger RNA of Ochotona curzoniae (black-lipped pika), 606 nucleotides long. It is a transcript of the gene TVP23A, whose product is annotated as trans-golgi network vesicle protein 23 homolog A. Lineage: Eukaryota; Metazoa; Chordata; Mammalia; Lagomorpha; Ochotonidae. The record is from RefSeq and is a predicted model, not a curated record. The coding region runs from base 1 to 606 and encodes 201 amino acids. Gene Ontology annotation, biological process: protein secretion; vesicle-mediated transport. The transcript is spliced from 5 exons. Gene Ontology annotation, cellular component: Golgi membrane.
AUGGCGUCUCCCCAGGCCCUGGUGGACGACACUGAGGAUGUGUCCCUGGACUUCGGCAAUGAAGAGGAGCUAGCCUUAAGGAAAGCCAAGAUCAGGCACCCCCUGGCCACCUUUUUCCACCUGUUUUUCCGAGUCAGUGCCAUCGUCACCUACGUGUGUUGUGAUUGGUUCAGCAGGAGCUUCGUGGGCUGCUUUGUCACUGUGCUGCUCCUUCUGUCCUUCGACUUCUGGUCCGUGAAGAACGUUACUGGACGACUCCUGGUGGGCCUCCGCUGGUGGAACCAGAUCGAUGAAGAUGGGAAGAGCCACUGGAUUUUUGAAGCCAGAAAGGUGUCUCCCGGCCACACAGCUGCCACAGAAGCGGAAGCCCGCAUCUUCUGGCUGGGUCUCGUCAUCUGCCCUGUGAUCUGGGUCGUCUUCUUCUUCAGCACCUUGUUCUCUCUGCGGCUCAAGUGGCUGGCCCUCGUCAUCGCUGGCGUCUCUCUCCAGGCCGCCAACCUGUAUGGCUACAUCCUUUGCAAGAUGGGAGGCGACAGUGACCUCAGCAGAGUGGCAGCCAGCCUCUUGUCCCAGACGGUGUUCCAGACGGUGAGUGCUGAGGUCUGA